GCCGCCGCCGCCGGCCCCGCCCCCGGGCACCAUGCUGCCCUCGCAGGAGGCCUCCAAGCUCUACCACGAGCACUACAUGCGGAACUCGCGGGCCAUCGGCGUGCUAUGGGCCAUCUUCACCAUCUGCUUCGCCAUCAUCAACGUGGUGGUCUUCAUCCAGCCCUACUGGGUGGGCGACAGCGUGAGCACCCCCAAACCUGGCUACUUCGGCCUCUUCCACUACUGUGUGGGCAGCGGGCUGGCGGGCCGAGAGCUCACCUGCCGCGGCUCGUUCACCGACUUCAGCACCAUCCCGUCCGGCGCCUUCAAGGCGGCCGCCUUCUUCGUGCUGCUCUCCAUGGUGCUGAUCCUCGGCUGCAUCACCUGCUUUGCGCUUUUCUUCUUCUGCAACACGGCCACGGUCUACAAGAUCUGCGCCUGGAUGCAGCUCUUGGCAGCUCUGUGCCUCGUGCUGGGCUGCAUGAUCUUCCCCGACGGCUGGGACGCUGAGACGAUCCGGGACAUGUGCGGGGCCAAGACUGGGAAGUACUCCCUGGGGGACUGUUCGGUGCGCUGGGCGUACAUCCUGGCCAUCAUCGGCAUCCUCAACGCUCUCAUCCUCUCCUUCCUUGCCUUCGUGCUGGGUAACCGGCAAACCGACCUGCUGCAGGAGGAGCUCAAGCAGGAGAACAAAGAUUUUGUGGGCUCUACAGUAAGCUCUGUGUUGCGGCCAGGGGGUGACGUCUCCGGAUGGGGCGUCCUCCCGUGUCCCGUUGCUCACACACAGGGACCCUGAAGGCCGGAAUCACAGCCCAGGAGUUGACCUGCCCUCAGCUUGUC
Messenger RNA from Dama dama (fallow deer), 819 nucleotides. RefSeq names its product LHFPL tetraspan subfamily member 4 (gene LHFPL4). The transcript has 3 exons. Gene Ontology annotation, cellular component: plasma membrane; postsynaptic membrane; inhibitory synapse. The record is from RefSeq and is a predicted model, not a curated record. Gene Ontology annotation, biological process: gamma-aminobutyric acid receptor clustering; sensory perception of sound. NCBI's taxonomy places the organism in Eukaryota, Metazoa, Chordata, Mammalia, Artiodactyla, Cervidae. Gene Ontology annotation, molecular function: GABA receptor binding. The coding region runs from base 32 to 775 and encodes 247 amino acids.